AUGAAGUUGACAAUUUUGACGCUUCUUCUCGUUGUUGCCGCCGUCUUCUCGGCGCCGGCCGAUGUCAAACCACGAGACAAGAACAAUAGACCCUACAAAGUGGUGUGCUACUACGGUACAUGGUCGUAUACGCGCCCUGGCGACGGUCAAUUCAACGCAGAGAACAUUAACCCGUAUCUCUGCACUCAUUUGAACUAUGCUUUUGCUAAACUUGAUGAGAAAACCAAUAAGAUGGUUCUCUUCGAUGUCAAGUUAGACGACAGUGAAGAGCAUAUGAUUCAGCGAACUGCAAAUCUGCGCAAAUUGAACCCUAACAUGGCUGUUCUUAUAUCUCUUGGUGGCUGGAAUGAAGGCAGCAACAAGUACUCGGAUAUGGUUUCAAAGGAUUCAUCUCGCAAGAUUUUCAUCUCCAGUGUGGUUGAGUUUAUUCAAAAGUACAACUUGGACGGUUUUGAUUUGGAUUGGGAGUAUCCGGGAUUUCAUGCUAACGGCGGCGGAGAUCGUCAAGAAGGUCGAAAGCAAGACAUUAAGGAUUAUGUAACUUUGCUCAAGGAGCUCAAGACUGCAUUUUCCCCCUUCGGUUAUAUUCUAACUGCCGCCGUCUCAGCUGGCAAAUGGACCAUCGACAACGCCUAUGAUAUUAAGGGCAUUAACGAACACAUUGACUGGAUUAACUUGAUGUCCUAUGAUCUUCACGGUUCUUGGGAGCAUAAGCUUGGCCAUAAUUCGCCUCUUCAUGCUUACUCGCAUGAAGAUUGGGAUGUCGCUGCCAAGCAAUUGACAAUUGAAUUUGCUGUAAAUCUAUGGAUUGAACGUGGCAUGGCACCGGAAAAAAUCGUUUUGGGCGUCCCAUUGUACGCUAGAACUUUCAAACUUGGCGAUCAAAACCAUUUCAAGCCUGGUGAUACUGCCAUUGGCUCUGGAGGAGACAAAGGAAACUUGACACAAGAAUCUGGAAUGCUGGGCUACAAUGAAAUUUGUAUGAUGAUCAAACAGGGCGGGUGGAAGACCUAUUGGGACGAUAAAGCCAUGGUGCCAUAUGCCGUCCACGCUAACCAAUGGGCCAGCUACGAUAACGUUAAAAGUGUCGAAGAAAAAGUAAAGUGGCUCAUCAGUCACAAGCUUGGAGGUGGAAUGAUUUGGUCAAUUGAAACAGAUGAUUUUCAUGGUCUAUGCGGAGAGGGACAAUAUCCACUUCUUAAAGCGCUUUCUAAAAAUCUCAAUGGAAUUGAUGGACCUGAUGUAAAGAUUCCUAUUCCUGAUGGAUUUACAACGCCUAAACACUCAUCAGACCAGACGCCAGGGUCGACAACUAAAAACCCUAAUCCUCAAACUGAUCCUCAGACUGAUGCUCCAACAACAAAAGAGCCAAAAACCGAUCCUCCAGUGACAGAUAAACCAGAUCCAAGUGGAAAGUUCAAGUGCACUUCAGCUGGUUUUUUCAAAGAUCCAAAAGAUCCUCGCAAAUUCCAUCAAUGCGUCAAUUUUGGCGGCUACUUCAAAGACUUUGUGUUUGAAUGUCCUGAGUGUAACCCAUUUUACAUAGCUUUUGCAGCAAAUGCUGGAAAGCAAGCGCGAGACACCUUUGAACAAGUUGAAACGCAAGAUAAAAACCUUGCCUCGUACAGUAGUUUGGCCAGUCAGUAUGCGACAAACCCCUACGGUGGCAACAAUGGAUACAACAACCACCACCACCAGCCAUACGGUAAUGCGGUGAAUAAGCCUAUUGUUAACCAGCAAAUUCUCAUCUCGGGUCAUCAUGGCAAUAACCGAGACUGCAAGCGAACGGCCAUUUUGCGAAGCAUCCGAGAUAAGAUCACCGAGGCCAAGGGCUCUGCAGAGAAGGCUUGCGGCAAUGUUGCCUCCCUGGCCAAGGUGCAACAGCAGGUGCAGCAGGUGAUCAAGCUGCAGCCAACUUGCGGGUCCUAUGCAACUCAGUACAAGAAUGAGCCCCAGAAUUUGAAUGCUUUCGAACAGGAUAACCAGUUUAAGAAGUCAGCCUAA
Rhagoletis zephyria (snowberry fruit fly) is the source of this 2004-nucleotide messenger RNA. Lineage: Eukaryota; Metazoa; Arthropoda; Insecta; Diptera; Tephritidae. The record is from RefSeq and is a predicted model, not a curated record.